Molecule: messenger RNA, 2065 nt
Organism: Vicia villosa (hairy vetch)
Lineage: Eukaryota; Viridiplantae; Streptophyta; Magnoliopsida; Fabales; Fabaceae
Product: histone deacetylase 19-like
Exons: 8
Coding region: 207-1622 (471 amino acids)
Molecular function (GO): histone deacetylase activity
Source: RefSeq, a predicted model, not a curated record
UUAGUUUUUAUUUUUGUUGGGUUAAAAUUGAGAGUGAAAAUGGUUAAAGAAAAUGAGAGAGAAUAGGUCAUUAUUGUGUUAAAAGAUAACCAAGAAGCAACUGCAUCUCUCGCUCUGCAAUGUUUGUUUCGUGCGCAGGAAACUUUUGCGAAAUCUGAUGAUUGAAAAUUGACAAGCAGAACCAACAUUACAGAGUAGCUUCACACAUGGAUCUCAGUGGCAAUUCUCUUCCGUCCGCACCUGACGGGGUAAAGAGAAGAGUAUGCUAUUUCUAUGAUCCAGAGGUUGGCAAUUAUUAUUAUGGCCAGGGUCAUCCCAUGAAGCCACAUCGUAUCCGAAUGACACAUGCCCUUCUUGCCCACUAUGGAUUGCUUCAGCACAUGCAGGUCCACAAGCCUUUUCCUGCUAGAGACAGGGACCUUUGCCGUUUUCAUGCGGAUGAUUAUGUUUCAUUUCUUCGAAGCAUAACCCCUGAAACACAGCAGGAUCAUAUGAGACAACUCAAACGCUUUAAUGUUGGUGAAGAUUGUCCUGUCUUUGAUGGCCUAUACUCUUUCUGUCAAACUUAUGCUGGAGGUUCAGUUGGUGGGGCUGUCAAGUUGAACCAUGCUCAAUGUGAUAUUGCUGUCAACUGGGCUGGUGGCCUGCAUCAUGCCAAGAAGUGCGAGGCUUCUGGAUUUUGCUAUGUUAAUGAUAUAGUCCUUGCAAUCUUAGAACUUCUUAAAAACCACCAGCGUGUUCUAUACGUGGACAUUGAUAUCCACCAUGGAGAUGGUGUGGAGGAAGCUUUCUACACUACCGAUAGAGUCAUGACUGUGUCUUUCCAUAAGUUUGGUGAUUAUUUUCCUGGUACCGGGGACUUGCGUGAUAUUGGAUAUGGAAAGGGGAAAUACUACUCUCUUAAUGUUCCACUUGAUGAUGGUAUUGAUGAUGAGAGUUAUCAUUUGUUGUUUAAACCUUUAAUCGGCAAAGUAAUGGAACUCUUUAAGCCUGGUGCAGUAGUUCUCCAGUGUGGUGCAGACUCUUUAUCAGGAGACAGGUUGGGAUGUUUUAAUCUUUCAAUUAGAGGUCAUGCAGAGUGUGUCAAAUACAUGAGAUCGUUCAAUGUUCCCCUCUUGCUACUAGGUGGUGGUGGCUACACCAUCCGGAAUGUUGCUCGCUGCUGGUGCUAUGAGACAGGAGUUGCUCUUGGAAUAGAAGUUGAUGACAAAAUGCCAGAGCAUGAGUAUUAUGAAUAUUUCGGCCCAGACUAUACUCUCCAUGUUGCCCCAAGUAACAUGGAAAACAAAAAUACUCGACUUUUACUUGAUAGUAUCCGAUCUAAGCUACUUGAGAAUCUCUCAAAGCUGCAGCAUGCUCCCAGUGUUCAAUUUCAGGAAAGGCCUCCUGAUUCUGAUCUUGGAGAGGAAGUUGAAGAUCAUGAUGAUAGAGAUGAGCGUUGGGAUCCGGAUUCUGACAUGGACAUUGAUGUUGAACGCCAUAUUCUCCAAAGCAAAGUAAAAAGAGAAAUUGUUGAACCUCAGCUCAAUGAUAUGGAGGACCUGAAAAGAACUAGAGAGCAGUUGAGGGCCUCCGAUACUGCAGUAGUUGAACCAAGCGUGAAGGUGAAUUUCAUAACAUAAGUGUACAGAUGCAUAUCCAUUAAAUGCGUUAGAUAUUUGUUCUCAGCCAACUGAUGAAGAUAGUGUGAAAGAUGAAGAGAAUACUGCGAAUGAUUUGGCCAGAGAGAUGGAUCUCAAGUGAUUGGGAGUUGUUUAUUCAAUGAUCUUUUUGUGAUGUCACAUUUCCCAAAAUAAUCGAGAUGUGGCGGUUGCUUGGUUUCCACUGUCAUCAUUGCUUAGAUGCCUAUUGUAAGGCUCUAUAUCACAUGACACCCAAAGAUGUUACAUUUUUGUUCCUAAAUAGUAAAAAUAGUACUCCAGAUAACAAUUAGGUUAUAAUGUGCUAUAACGUGGGUUUUUUUUCAUCUUCUUGUACUGAUAUUUCUGUUUGUCUAUGAAACAAGUUGCAUAAAUACGGAAAAGAAUCAUAAAAAAAUUGAAAGAAAAAUAAUUUUUUUUAACCA